AACUUCCAAUAUCACAGUCCAUUUUGGGCGGGAAGGGUUACCCUCUUCCGUCUUCUCCAGUCCGAAGUCUGCGCCUUUACCGAGGGUCGCAUUGAAUUGGAAGAAAUCAAAGAAGAACGAAUCAAUAACACGAAUACCUCAAGUGAGAGGGAGAAAUGGAAUCGCCUCCGCAGCUGGGUUCAAGAGGGGCAGAAACACUUAAACAUAUAGCUCCUGGAUCAUCAAUUUCUGUUGCAUAUCACCCAUCUUUUGGACCUUAUGAUGACCUCCUCUUUCUAGAGCUUGAUGAGAAACUUCUCCCAGAUGUUCUGAAUGAAAGGGUGGUCUUGAGAGGACAGCCUGAUGAAGAUGCCGUUCUUUGUACUCUAUCCAAAACCUAUGCUAUGAAGUUUGUUGGAACUUCCAAUUCUGUUCUGCUUGUACCUCCAGCAAAUCAUUCGGAAUUUAGUGAAAAUCCACAAAAGAAUGAUAGUACUAAUGAUGAAGACAAAGUUGUUGUACCUGUACUCAAAGUUGUAUCUGGUAAUAUGGAGCUUAUUGAGACAGCCCCCAGACUUGAUAAGCUUAAAUUACUUCUGUCAGAAAAGCCUUACAAAUUGGAGGAGGAUGACAUGGGAAAUUUAGAAGAGAAUCAGGAAUCUAGAAUAGGACUAUAUAACUGGAAUUAUCUUGUAGACAAUAUUCAAGCUAGUGACAAGGAAUUAUUGUCGGGACUGCAGGCUCUUUCAGCGCUGGAGAUUAAUGGGUAUUGGAGACUAGUAGACGGGAGUUACAUGGACAUGAUUCUGGGAAUGCUUUUGAAAAAUGCAGUGUUGAAUGACUGGUCACUUAAUGCUUUAAAUGAAGAUGAAGUUGUGAGUAUACUGGAAUCAGAUGGAUUUCCUAGGGUGCUUGCAAGGCAUUGUUUGCACGUAUAUGGCAACAAAGUAAAUGAGUGCAUGCCUAGCUUUGUUUGGAAGUUGGAUGAGAAGCGAGUAUGCAUACAUUUUGCAAGAGAAAUCCUGAAAGGGGGUAAGAGAAAGUUAGAGAGUUUCAUGGAUGAAUGGAAGCAGAAGAUUCCAGACGGAAUGCAUCCCACUUUUGAUCUUGUGGAAGGAGAGGUAUUAACAGAGAGACUUGGAGUUGAGACAUGGGUUCGUGCCUUCAGUGUCGCGUCUUUGCCUUCCACUCCAGCCGAGCGUUUCUCCAUUCUUUUCAGAGAGAGGCCAAAAUGGGAAUGGAAAGAUCUGCAGCCCUAUAUCAGAGAUCUGAAGGUACCAGGUCUUUCUUCAGAAGGGUUGCUACUCAAAUACACUCGAAGGACACAACCAUCACCUGACACAGAACCAGUUUUCAGUGCAAGGUAGUAUGUACUUGUGUAUCUUCAACAGUACUUAUUUUCUUCUCCCUCACUUCAGAUUGGCAAUGUCUAGUACUUCUAUAUUAAAGUUUAUAAUUUCUUGUAUUUCCACUAUAUGUUUGUGUGUGUGUGUAAAAUCAAGAUUUGUUACAAUACUUUACUAUUUAAGACAUGCUUAGCAGAAAUAACUUGUGGUGAUAAGCUUUAUGUCU
Messenger RNA from Glycine soja, 1551 nucleotides. Its product is annotated as sister chromatid cohesion protein DCC1-like. Bases 156 to 1346 code for a protein of 396 amino acids. Gene Ontology annotation, biological process: mitotic sister chromatid cohesion; maintenance of mitotic sister chromatid cohesion. The record is from RefSeq and is a predicted model, not a curated record. Gene Ontology annotation, cellular component: nucleus; chromatin; Ctf18 RFC-like complex. The transcript is spliced from 4 exons. NCBI's taxonomy places the organism in Eukaryota, Viridiplantae, Streptophyta, Magnoliopsida, Fabales, Fabaceae.